This is a messenger RNA of Stomoxys calcitrans (stable fly), 1220 nucleotides long. It is a transcript of the gene mtTFB1, whose product is annotated as dimethyladenosine transferase 1, mitochondrial. NCBI's taxonomy places the organism in Eukaryota, Metazoa, Arthropoda, Insecta, Diptera, Muscidae. The coding region runs from base 100 to 1110 and encodes 336 amino acids. Gene Ontology annotation, cellular component: mitochondrial matrix. The transcript has 2 exons. Gene Ontology annotation, molecular function: mitochondrial transcription factor activity; rRNA (adenine-N6,N6-)-dimethyltransferase activity. Gene Ontology annotation, biological process: rRNA methylation; transcription initiation at mitochondrial promoter. The record is from RefSeq and is a predicted model, not a curated record.
UAGUAAGAGAAACUGUUGUAUAAUCAAACUUUGUGUGCUUAUCUUUGAAUGUAAAAGGAUAGAGGAUUAAUUGAUUCAGAAAAAAAUUAAGUAGUUGUAAUGUCCGAGGCAGCUGUGCGAGUAUUGAAAUCUGGCAUGCGUUUGCCGCCCUUGCCCACAAUACGUGAUUUGGUCAAGCUGUAUCAACUGCAAGCUUUGAAACAACUAUCACAAAACUUCCUAAUGGAUGAGCGCAUAACUGAUAAAAUUGUCAAAUCUGCCGGACGAAUUGAUGAGCGCGAUAUUGUAUUAGAGGUGGGACCUGGUCCUGGAGGAAUAACUCGUUCCAUUCUAAGACGCCAGCCAGAAAAACUAAUUCUUGUGGAAAAAGAUGCACGUUUCUUAACUUCGUUGGAGUUAUUGAAGGAAUGUGCGAAGCCUUUAAACCUUCAAGUAGACAUACAUAUUGAAGACAUUUUACGUUUCAAUAUGGAGCAGCAUAUAAACGAUACCACACAGCGUUUGCACUUGAUUGGCAAUCUGCCUUUUGCUAUUUCUACAAGGUUAAUCAUAAACUGGUUUGAGGAUUUAUCAUUGCGUAGAGGAGCUUUUCGUCGCAAUGAUACGUGCAUGACAUUGACUUUUCAAAAGGAAGUGGCUGAAAGAAUUUGUGCUCCCUUGGGUGACAAACAAAGAUGCCGCCUGUCCGUUAUGUCUCAAAUUUGGACCCAACCAGUUAUGAAAUUUACUAUACCGGGUAAGGCGUUUGUACCCAAACCCGAUGUGGAUGUAGGUGUAGUAAAGCUAAUACCUUUAAAACAACCCAAAACCGAUUUACCCUUCGGUUUGGUAGAGAAAGUGGUGCGCCAUAUCUUCAAUAUGCGCCAAAAGUAUUGUCGCCGAGGUUAUGGUACAUUGUUUCCUCCCGAAGAUAGAGAUGUCAUUUGUUUCGAACUGUUUAAGCAGGCUGAUGUUGAAAAUACACUAAGACCCUUCCAGUUGUCAGUUGACGAAUGUAUACGCUUGGCUACGGUUUAUAAGGAAUUUGUGGACAAAAAUCCGCAUAUUGCUUUUUAUGAUUUUAGAGCCAAUAAAAACUCUACGUCAGAAUUCGUUAACAAUCAUAUUUAAACACAAAUGGAAAAAAAUCAGUAGUUUGUUUCUUUAUUUCCUUAUUCUGUUUAAAAUUUUCUUUAAUUUUUAAUAAAAUAUUUUAUGUAAAAAAUAUCAGGGUGUAUAAA